Molecule: messenger RNA, 1396 nt
Organism: Manihot esculenta (cassava)
Lineage: Eukaryota; Viridiplantae; Streptophyta; Magnoliopsida; Malpighiales; Euphorbiaceae
Product: bidirectional sugar transporter SWEET2a
Exons: 7
Coding region: 240-947 (235 amino acids)
Biological process (GO): carbohydrate transport
Cellular component (GO): membrane
Molecular function (GO): sugar transmembrane transporter activity
Source: RefSeq, a predicted model, not a curated record
GUUAUUAUUAGACUGAAAGCUUAUAUGAUAGGCAGCCAAGAGAGCAAAGAUUGUUGAUCAUCUUGACUCCACAAGUGGUCUAUACAUAGGACCAGUUCCAUUUGAAAAGGAAAUAUAAAUACAGAGCCUUUGCUUGGCUUAUAUUUAUGAAUAAAGGGACAGAGGGAAACAGAGAGGGAGAGAGAGAGAGAGAGAGAGAGAGUUGGGUUUUGGUCCUUCAGGGUUGAGUAGCUUGGGAAAUGAUUUCAACUGGGUUGUCUUCCGUUUUCUCUGGCUGCAGUGAUGCAGCUGGAAUUGCUGGGAACAUCUUCGCCUUUGUGCUAUUUUUAUCACCCAUACCAACAUUUAGGAGAAUUAUCAAAAGCCAAUCAACAGAACAGUUCUCUGGAUUGCCUUAUGUGUAUGCAUUCUUGAACUGUUUGAUCUGCCUGUGGUAUGGCCUGCCCAUCAUAUCACCUGGGAUCAUAUUAGUUGCAACAGUAAAUUCAAUUGGAGCAGUUUUCCAAUUGAUCUACAUAAGUAUCUUCAUCUGGUAUGCUGAUAACUCUAGAAAGUUGAAGAUGUCAGGACUACUGGUUGCAGUUGUUGCAGCAUUUGGUGUGAUAGCCUUUGUGAGCAUGGCAUUUUUUGAAUCUCAUGCUCGGCAAAUAUUCGUCGGAUAUUUAAGUGUUUUUUCUCUCAUUUCCAUGUUUGCAUCUCCUCUCUGUGUCAUUAAUUUGGUGAUUAAGACAAGGAGCGUUGAAUACAUGCCUUUCUAUCUCUCGCUUGCGACCUUCGUGAUGAGUCUCUCUUUCUUUGCAUAUGGAAUGCUGAAAUUUGAUCCUUUCAUUUAUGUCCCGAAUGGAAUUGGAACAAUCUUGGGUAUAUGUCAAUUGGUAUUGUACUCUUAUUACAGCAGCAAAUAUGGUGAAGACUCGAGCGAACCCUUGCUAGCCCCAUAUGCCUGAGCAUAUAACUUGCAAUAAUUCAUGGAGUUUGGGUCUGAUAUAGUGAUCAAAAGUUGCGAAAUAUCGACGGAUAUGCUGCUGCAUGAUCAUUAAAGUUAGAUUAUUAUUAGAUCAUCAAGGGAUUUCAGUGAUUCUUGUGGAAACUGAUGAACUCUUAUUUGCAAGAGAAGAGGAGAAUAAGAUGAUUGAUAGUGAUUAGCGAGACAACAAAAUUUUCUUGCUUGGGACCAAGAGGUGCUAUUGAUGAUUACCAAUCAUCUAUUACAAUAGAAACCUUACUGUAUAUGAUACAAUAGUAACCUCACUGGAUUGAGGGUGUCAAUACACCACCCACCUUUACCAAUUUUAUGGUACUGUUUUGGCUUUGUUAGAACAUUAUUUGUAACUAACAAUCCUAGUGAUUGUUUUGUUUAUUUGUAAUUAGCAAUUCUGUUAAUUGUUUUCUGCUA